GAAUUGUGUUAGCGAUACAUUGUUUACCCAGUUACUAGCUGGAUGUUGUUAAUUAAAGUCAAUUUGAGAGCUGUGUUAUAAAAAAAUCCCAUUUUCACGAUCACAAAGGGGAAAAAUGGGAGGAAUAGGUGCAAAAUGUACAAAAUACAAAAGAUGGUGGCGAACGCAGAUAGCUGAUGGAUUUUACAGAUUGGGCUAUUUCGUCGCUGUGCAUCCAUGGAAAACGAUAAUUUGCUCAUUACUUGUGACAGCGGUGUGUGGCAUCGGUUUAUUGCGAUUUCACAACGAGAAAGACCUGCUACUGCUGUACGUACCAAAAAGUCAUUCCUUUUUCACGGACACCCAAUGGCUCAUUAACAAGUACGGGGUGUUUGAGCGCGAAGAGAACGUUUUAGUGGAAGCGCCUGACGUCUUAACGCCCGAAGUGCUGCGGAAUUUACUGGAAAUUCAUCAAGAACUGAUGGAUAUCGAAGCGAGAGACUCGCAGGGACAUCCCGUGCGUUUUCGCGAUUUGUGUUACAAAGUGCCCGUUAUUACGAGUUUACAUUUAGAAUUUGACGACGACGACGAGUGUCAGAGCGUGAACAAUAAUCAGAAGAAUUUUUGUCAGAUGUUAACGAAAAUCCCAUCGGAUUGUCUGCAGGAGUCUCUGCUCGAGAUUUUUACCUUUACGGAUAUUCCGUCGACCAAGGAGGAGAUCCUUGAAGUACUGAAUGACGUAAAAGUCAGUCCUUAUUCGGGGAUGCAGAAAAAUUUCGCCGAAUAUCUCGGCGGAGUGCAGCGAAAUGCCUCAGGAAUGAUAAUUUCCGCUACUUCCAUCUUGAGUUCCUACAAAAUAUUCGGAAAUUAUUCCGAAAUGAACCCCGAUAAGGUAUUUGCGGACAGCGGACUCGGAAGUUGGGCCUCCGAACAGAUGAUGUCAUGGGAAAAGGAGUUCCUGCAAACCAUGGAAUACGUACAAGGGAACAUGUCGACGGAAAAUUUUAAAAUUUUUUAUCAGGCAUAUCGGAGUUAUGGCGAUUUAACGACCGCCGUGACGUUUCAAGAGUUCGAUAAAUAUAUUGCGGGCAUCUUUUUGAUGUUCGUGUACCUGCAAUUUGUGAUAUCCAAGUACAGUUGGGUCGAAUUUCGAUUUUGGCUUGCCACAAUGGGAUUACUGGGUGUUGCCAUGUCAUACGUAGCUGGAUGCGGCAUUUGUUCUCUCUUGGGCAUUCCGUAUGGACCGAUCCAAUCGGCGCUUCCUUUCCUUUUGAUGGGUUUGGGAGUCGAUGAUAUGUUUGUCAUUAUGGCAUGUUGGCGAAAGCAGGAACAAACUCUCGUGGAAAAGCCCUUGGAGGAGCGGAUGGGACACAUGCUCAUGACAGCAGGCGCUAGCAUCACAAUUACAUCAAUUACGGACAUCAUGGCGUUCAUCGUAGGAGGAUUAGCGGCGAUGCCAAUUUUACAAUCAUUUUGCUUAUAUAGUGCAAUUUCGAUAUUCAUCAUGUACAUGUUUGUGAUCACAUUUUUUGUUGCUGUCUUUACUCUCGACGAGAAACGUGUCAUGGAAAACCGAAAUGGAUUCAUACCGUGCAUCAAGCAUGGCGAUAAGUCGAGUCAGUUGUGCAUGGACAAGAAUUUGAUGCAACAAUUUUUAACAGUUAUCUAUUCGAAAUUUAUUCUAACAAAAAUAGGAAAAGCAAUAAUUAUCAUCGCAACAAUAGCGUUUACUGCCUUUAACUUUAUGGGAUUACUUCAGCUAAAAUUUCGCUUUGAUCCCACCCAUCACGUGCCCGAAAACACACAUCUGUCCGAAUACAUGCAGGAAGUGCAAAAAAAUUACCCAAGUUUGGGCUCAGAUGCAGCAAUAAUCAUAGGAAAAAUUAAUUAUACUCAGGAAAUGCCAAAAGUAAUUAAACUCGCGGAACGCAUCAACCACACAAACUUCAUUCAUCAAAUUGACUCGUGGCCAUUAGACUUUAAGCGAUUUGUGGAUAUUCAUUACCCGAAAUUAGAUAUUGAAAAUUUGACCGACGAGGAAUGGCGAACAUUUUUGUAUCAAUUUCUCAUGUGUCACAUGGGCGGCAAACACAAUCGAUAUUUCAAGUUUGAGUAUGACUCGGCAUGCGGCGAUCCCAUGGCGGAUGUCAUUGUCUCGCAAAUCGCCUUUCGUUUCAACAAUUUCAAGAAUCCCGAGGAAUUUUUGCCGGCAAAGCGACAACUGACCGAUUUGCUGGAUGAGAUUGACUUUCAGAGCGGCGACGGUUACAGCACAAUAUGGGGCAAGCGACUCUUGAUGUGGGUGCCCGACGAAGUUGUAAAGGCAGAAAUUACGAGAAAUAUUGUGUUGGCACUUGUUGGCGUGAUGGCAUGCACCGCUGUCAUUAUCGCGAAUUUCAGUGUCUGUUUCUGGAUUUUUGUCGUCGUACUUUUGACAUUGAUAAAUGUUGCGGGCACGAUGCAUCAUACUGGACUGAUACUUGACAUGGUGACAUAUAUCGCGCUUCAGUUGUCCAUCGGAUUAUGUGUCGAUUAUGCAGCUCAUAUUGGUCAUACAUUCCUCACACUGGAUCAAGGAACGCGCAACGAACGUGCUCUUAAUACAGUUUUAAGCAUCGGUACUGCUGUCAUUUACGGCGGCGUUUCAACAUUUGUGGCUCUUUCCAUGCUAUCUUUCGCCAAAACUUACUCGUAUCGCGCCUUUUUCCAAGUUAACGGGCUCAUUAUCUUCUUCGGGCUCUUCCAUGGUGUCGUUUUACUCCCCGUUAUUCUCAGUAUUUGUGCUCCGAAUGACAAACAAAAGGAUGCAACUGACGAAGAGACAACCAGCAUGAACAACAUUGCUCACACGAAGGAUCAUAUCACGAUUUUCCGCAAUGGAUCGGUGCGAGCAGCGAACGGAAAAGUGAAAAAUGGAUUCAGUAACGGAAGUACCCCGAUGGAAGAAACGACGAAACUGAACCAAGAUCUUUGAUCGCGAAUGUUUUCUUGUCUCUUGACCACUUUUUUGCGCAGCAGGUGCAUUACUUCCUGGCCUAGAUAAAUAUAAUUUAAGAAGAAAAAAAAAGACAAAAGACAUUAAUUGAUUAGAACAAUUUUUGCUGGUGAUAUUAGUAAAAUUAACGUUUUUUGUAGGGCGAUAUUUAGUGAUAAUGCUAAGUAAUUGAUAAGUAGGACAGGCUCCUAUGUACUCUAGUUGUUAAUUAAUUAAAUUUACGAAAGUUAUCAGUAUGACCACACAGUUUUAUAGAAUUACAAGAGUGAGUUUUUUCUGGAUUUAUUUGAAUAAAAUUACAAGCAACGAACAUAUUUUCCCUUUGAAAAUUUAAAAAAAUAGUAUUUUAAAAAAUUAAUAUUUAAAAAUUCAGCAUUUCAAGACCAAAAAACAUAAUC
This is a messenger RNA of Culicoides brevitarsis, 3372 nucleotides long. RefSeq names its product protein patched homolog 3-like. The transcript has 7 exons. Gene Ontology annotation, cellular component: membrane. NCBI's taxonomy places the organism in Eukaryota, Metazoa, Arthropoda, Insecta, Diptera, Ceratopogonidae. The coding region runs from base 116 to 2953 and encodes 945 amino acids. The record is from RefSeq and is a predicted model, not a curated record.